AUCUGCCAUUAAUGAACAAAUAAUGUUGCCCAAACCCUUAGCCUCUCGUUCUCUUUUUUCUAUAAAGAAGAGAGUAAGUGGGAGAGCUUUCAGUUAAAGGUUAGCGUAAGGAAGUCUCUUUUGAUUCUUGAGCUCUUUUAUAAAAGGCACGCAUCCAUAACACUCUGCAGUUGCAUACCUAAACAAUGGAGCCAUGGAAAGAACUGAGAGGAAAAGUAGUGAUGGUGACAGGGGCGUCGUCAGGAAUUGGGCGUGAGUUCAGUCUCGACCUGGCGAAAUCUGGUUGCAGGAUCAUUGCUGCCGCUCGUCGUGUUGACAGACUGAAAUCACUCUGUGACGAGAUUAAUUCAGAGGGCCCCCGGCGUGCAAUUGCCGUCGAGCUUGAUGUCACCGCCAAUGGUGCUACCAUUGAGGCCGCUGUACAAAUAGCUUGGGAUGCCUUCGGACGCAUCGAUGCCUUGGUUAACAAUGCCGGCCUUAGAGGGAGUCUUGCUUAUGCUUCUUCGAAGAUGGCUCUUGACAUGGUCACUAAGAUGAUGGCCCUUGAAUUGGGAGUAUCACCCGGAGUCUUCAAAUCUGAGAUAACAGAGAGCCUUAUGGAAAAGGAUCGGAAUGGUUCAACAAAACCGUUCCUUAAUAGAUCCGGCUUUAACAUCAGUUGUGAGGUACUUCAGAAUAUAUAUCGGGCAAUGUUUUCAUUGUGGACGCAGGAACUACCUUACCAGGUGUCCCCAUUUUCUCAUCACUCUAGUCUCUACAACUAGCUAGAUGAGGACAUGAAGACAUUGAUCCAGAAAUAUGCAGUAUUACCAUGCGCACAAGAAAAAUGGACAUGUACGUACGUUGGAGGAAAAAGAAAUAUUGGUUCUGUCUCAUUGUAUUAAUUAUAUUUUUCAAUUCACCAAGUGAAAUGUGUCUUAAUUAAAACAGUUUAAAUACAUUCUUGUAUACAUAAAGAUUCUUGUUAGUUUUUUUUUUCUUUUUUCUUCAAGAAAUGUUGCUGUGGAAACAUGAGUUAUUUUUAGUCGGUAGGUGUCUUAAAUAAGGAUAAACUUUUGAUCGGU
Messenger RNA from Nicotiana tabacum (common tobacco), 1064 nucleotides. RefSeq lists its product as uncharacterized. Gene Ontology annotation, molecular function: oxidoreductase activity. The record is from RefSeq and is a predicted model, not a curated record. NCBI's taxonomy places the organism in Eukaryota, Viridiplantae, Streptophyta, Magnoliopsida, Solanales, Solanaceae.